AUGGGGAAGCAUUUCCACUUGUAUGAGAACAUUUCCAAAAUCAGCCCCUUUGAGGGGCCCCAGUAUUACCUGGCCCCUACCUGGGUGUUUCACCUACAGACUGCCUUCAUGGGCUUCGUCCUGUUUGCUGGAACACCUUUAAAUUGUGUCGUUCUUCUCGUAGCGGCCAAGUACAAGAAGAUCCGAGUCCCUCUGAACUACAUCUUGAUCAACAUCUCACUGGCAGGAUUCAUCUUCGUCACCUUCUCCGUCAGCCAGGUGUUCAUCUCCACCAUGAGGGGCUACUAUUUCCUGGGCCACACAAUGUGUGCUAUGGAGUCUGCAAUGGGAUCUAUAGCAGGUAUCGAACCUCAAACACAGAUAGACUAGAACUGCAGGUUUAAAACAUUAUCUGUGGGUAGAUGGUAACCGGAGAAAGAUAAUAAUGAGGGGCAUAAAACCUCAGCUGGUAGAUCAGCGACAGAUCGAUCAUAUCAGCUUCAGCAGUCCACAUGUGUCAUGUGGCCUGUAUCUUGUCUCUUCUAUCUUGUUGAGUCUUUACUGUCCCAAGAAUCCCGUUGAAUUAGUUUUGCCUCAUAUGAAUCAUAUCUGUAUUGUACUCUCAGGACUGGUUACAGGUUACCGGUUAUUUAUCUUGUCUCCCAAAUCUCCCAUAUCUUGUCCUCUGGUCUGGUCACAGCUCAAUUUUCUUGUCUCAUAUAUUUUGUCUCUUGUAUCUUGCCCACAGUUCUGGUGACAGUCUUGUUUCUGGUCUUUUGUAUCUUAUCACUAGUAUCUUAUUUUAGGUCAGGUUACAUUCUAGUCUCUUGCCUUCUGCAUCCUGUCUGGGGUCAAAUCAGGUCCUUUGCCAAAUGUAUCUUGAAGCCUGUAUCUUGUCUCAUCCCCUGUAUGUUGUCUUUAGGUCUGGUGAAGGCCUGUUUUUCUUGUAUCUUGUUAUUAGAUCAGGACCUGACUUAAGGAUCUGAUCUUUUGCAUGUUGUCAUAAGGUCCUUUGUUGGUCCUGUCGCUUUGCUCAUGUAUCUUGUUAUUUGUAUUUUGUCUUAGGUUUGGUGACAGCCUGGUCUCUGGCAGUCUUGUCCUUUGAGCGGUACCUGGUCAUCUGUAAACCGUUUGGAGCCUUUAAGUUCACCAGUGGCCAUUCCCUCGCUGCGGUGGGCUUCACUUGGUUCAUGGGUAUUGGCUGUGCAAUCCCACCUUUCUUUGGCUGGAGCAGGUAAGCACACACUUUUAGGAGGCCACUUUAACAUGAUCCUGUGACCCCACGUCCCAAGACCCAGUCCCUUUCUCUAGGAAUCAGCAUGCCAAAGCCUGCUGCCUUGGCUUCCACCAAGAUGGAUCAGCAAUAGUGCCAGCAGUACUAUUGCUUUACCAUCAUGGUAAAGCAUGAUGGUAAAGCCGGGCCAAUCUUUGUUCCAACCUUUUAGCAUGGCCAUGAGUUCUGGGUUGUGACCAGGAAGGAGCUCAGAAUAAAGCUGCUCCUUAUAGCAUUGAAAAAGAGUCAGUGGAGGUGGAUUAGGUAUUUGAGAGGGAUCUAUCCUGGAUUCCCCCCUUAGGAGAUGUUCCAGGCACAUUCAACCGGAAAGAGACCUUGGGGAAGGUCCAGAGCUCAGUUUUUGGGGUUCCAUGUCCCACCUAACAUUGAAGUACCGUGGGAUACCAGAUAAUGAGCUGGGAAGUGUAACUGGGGGGGGCAUUUGGGUCAACUUGCUUAGGCUUCUGCCCCUACAACCCUACCCUAAUGGAUGUGUCCCCACCAUGUCUUUGUCUCAGGUACAUCCCGGAAGGUCUGGGCUGCUCCUGUGGACCCGACUGGUACACGCACAACGAGGAAUACCACACUGAUUCCUACACCCAAUUCCUGAUGGUGACGUGCUUUUUCGCACCACUCAGCAUCAUCAUCUUUUCCUACUCACAGCUGCUGGGUGCACUAAGGGCUGUAAGUGACACCUGAUUCAUUCAUUUCAUUUCGUACGGUUUAUAGAAAGAGGAUGAUGGCUCCCUGAGUUCAUCGCAAAUUCUCUUCAUCUUUUUCUUCUUCGUCUUCCUCUACUUCUUUUUGGGUUUUGUCAUCAGGUAGCCGCUCAGCAGGCGGAGUCGGCCUCCACCCAGAAGGCUGAGAAGGAAGUGUCGAGGAUGAUCAUUGUGAUGGUCGGAUCCUACGUCACCUGCUACGGCCCGUAUAUGAUAGCUGCCCUCUACUUUGCCUACUCGCCUGAUGAAAACAAAGACUACCGACUGGUCACCAUCCCAGCACUGUUCUCCAAGAGCUCCUGUGUGUACAACCCACUGAUCUAUGCCUUCAUGAACAAACAGGUGAGCCCGCUCAGGUGACACACAUGUAUUCUGUCUCCGGUCAUAAGGGUCAACAGGAAGCUUUCCCUUUUGGACUUCCUGUUAGGUUGCUGCUGUCAUAUGAAAAGACUUGUAGAAAUUUUUUUUAGUUCAAACAUCAAAAUAAAUACCUGAUCCAUGCUCUGUGUUUGUGUGUGUAUAUGUGUGUGUAGUUUAACGCUGCCAUCAUGGAGACGGUGUUUGGAAAGAAAAUGGAGGAUGCAUCUGAAGUGUCCUCAAAGACAGAAACGUCCUCAGUGUCUACAGCGUCUUAA
This is a messenger RNA of Xyrichtys novacula (pearly razorfish), 2606 nucleotides long. Lineage: Eukaryota; Metazoa; Chordata; Actinopteri; Labriformes; Labridae. The record is from the annotation of a GenBank genome assembly.